Messenger RNA from Eruca vesicaria subsp. sativa (arugula), 276 nucleotides. Lineage: Eukaryota; Viridiplantae; Streptophyta; Magnoliopsida; Brassicales; Brassicaceae. The record is from the annotation of a GenBank genome assembly.
AUGAACCUGGAUUUUCCUUCUAUUGAAGAACGUUUAGGCACAGGGAGUCUCUGUUUAAGAACGUUUAGGCACGUUGAGUAUAUGUUUUUGUUUUGUGACUAUCUUUUUCCAUUGUCACAGCACAUUAAAAGGGCGGCUUUGCAUGAAUUUAAUGCGAAAAGUGCUGAAGUUAUAUGUGAGCUCAGGUAUGACCUUCCCAAGCUCUACAAGUUCCAUAAGCGAAAAGAGGUUGAUAUUGCGGUUGAUCUCUGGCGUUUUGAGCCUAGACAGAACUAG